CGGGCCCUGGCGUUGCUACGGCCGCGCGACCCGGAAGCGGCCGCGGUGCGGCCCCGGCAACCCGCGGCCUCCGCGGCGGCGGCGGCGGCGGCGGCUCCUGCGCGGUGCAGGGAGGGUGUGUGCUCCUGAACAGCCAUGGCAGGAACUAUGGUACGCAUCGGCGACCAGCUCAUCCUGGAAGAAGAUUACGAUGAGACAUACAUUCCCAGUGAGCAAGAAAUCCAGGAUUUUGCAAGGGAGAUCGGGAUUGACCCUGAGAAGGAGCCGGAGCUGAUGUGGCUGGCCAGGGAAGGCAUCGUGGCUCCGCUGCCGCCCGAGUGGAAGCCCUGCCAGGACAUCACCGGUGACAUCUACUACUUCAACUUUGCUAAUGGCCAGUCCACGUGGGACCACCCCUGUGAUGACCACUACCGAGAGCUUGUCAUCCAGGAGCGAGAGAAGCUCUUGGUACAAGGCAAAUUGAAAAAGAAAGAGAAGAAGAAGAAGAAAGAAAAGAAAGACAAGAAAGAGAAGCAGUCGCUGAAGCAGGCCUCAGAAAUGCAGCCCGAGCCAGGGAUUCUUCCUUCAACAUCCUUUUGUCAAAUAUCCUCUGCCACCCUGUCUUCUGGGCAGGAGAGUCCUGAGCUAGAACCAGGUAGCCAGAGUGGCGAUGAAGGCCUCCUUGACAUAGGCCAAGGGAAGACUGCUGGGAGACCGUCAGAUGUAAGCGAUUCAAGCAGACGAUUUGCAGGCAUGUGGCCAAAUAAACUGCAUCCCCUACUUGUAUCAAAGUUCAGCAGAUCUUGCCAGAUCUUAACUGAUGUGGAGAAAAUUUUAGAAAAAGGCCCAUCUUUUAGCAGCUUUGAUGUAGACAUCCAACAAGACCAAGAUACACCCGUGGAACUGCGAGACAGGCUUUGUCUUGACUCCUCUGACUCAGAGUCUGACGAUUUAGAAGUUAGGCCAACAGUGCAGUCUUUCUGCGUGCCAAAGAAAGCCUGUUCGCAAGACUUGGAGAACGUUAAAACUCUUCUAGAGGUCCCUGAAGACAAAAUCCUACUGUUUGGGGAAGAAAAGCUGAAAGAGAAGUGGAAGAUGAAAGAAAUGAUAGGAGAGAGUGUCUGUAGGCCUGGUGACUUGUUAGUCGGAGAGAAAUCUACAGGGCCUGGCGGGGAUGAGGGAAGAAGUCCAGGCUUACUGAGAGACUACGAGCAAGGCCCCCGCCCAGAAUCUGCACGCGCCGAUUUCGUGAUGGACCUCGGUGGGAAAUAUGCCCUCCAGAAGCCUGGUGGUGCUGAAGUACCGGAGAAGGGAGGUGGAGGGACAGAUCAAGCUCCCGGAGUGCGGGAAGAGGAAUUCCCGGAGGACCCGAAGCUUCCUGCCAUGUGUCUCUAUGAGAUAUUUGACUGCCAGGGAAGCAACAGUCCCCGUCAGCACAUGGAAGUGGAGCUGACCCAAACCAGAAAAACUGCUGAGAAUUACAGCAAAAUGGAGUCUUCAGGCGCCCUGCUGGCACCCGUGCAGGCUCCCUUGGGGAAUCUCGCGCCGUUGCGUGGCCUUGUGGACUCUGCUGCUGGCGUCCUUCGUGGCUCGCUGAACUCCGACGUGGCAAGCUCUGCGGACUCCAGUCUCCUGCUCCGAGGAGGACCUCAGCCCGCAGAGACCUGUAAGCCCACCAGCCAGACCAAGAAGCUGCUGGGACUGGUCUGUGACGAGAAGGGUUCCUUAAACACAGUGGCUCUAGAUAAAAGGAGAAGUGAAGAGGAAGAAAGUGAGAAUGAGAGCCUCCGUGGAACUGCAAGACUGUUCAAAAACCUGCACAUGGAUGUCAGUGCCCUGGGAGGCAGCUUUGAAUCCGAGAAGGAGUCUUUAAAAUCAAGACACGCUGGAGAAUGGCAAGAGUCUUCCUUGGAUUCUGACGGUGCGUGCCCUCCGACUCCAGUUAAAGUCCUCCCUGGAGAUGCUGACAGUAGCCUGUCUGGCCAGAACAAAGAGGAGUCUGAUGGUAAACUCGCUGGGAACGAACUACUGGGCAAGAAAGAUGCUGAGGUGGAAGGUGAAGUCUCUGCAGCUGAUGAGUUGCCACAGUCUCUGGGGGAAAGGAGAGCAGCCGGGACAGAUGUGCCCAGCAGUCCCAGGCAACCUAGAGCUGCAUCUCCAGACGCUGGAGCUGCUGAGACAGAUCAGCUGGCAAGCCUGGCUGUCACCGUUGACACUGUGUCUGUUGAUGAAAAGAUUGUAAAUGAAAUAAGGGAAGAAGCAGCUGAUCUGAAAACAGACAGCAGGCUGGAUGCUGGCAAACUCUCAAAGGCAUCCGAGACCAGCGAGUGUGGGGAGGACCUGCCAGUUUCUAACCGUUCAGACCAUGAGCUGAUACAGCCUGUGGACCUGCAUUUCCAGAGUCGGCUUUCUGAGCAGGUACUGGAUGUGGGUAUUCUUUCUCCUGUUUUGGACAGCCCCACAUGCAAGGCACAGGAGCUGGGAGAAGAGGAAAAAGACCAAAGCAAAGCCAGUAUAGAGGAAGAGCAAAGCAAAAGAACAAAAGCUGCUAAGAGCGAGAGGGAUCAAAGUGAAACGUCAGAAGAGAAGUGUGUUGCUUUAGAAAGCCCCAAACAGGAAGAGGCUGUGGCCCUGGCGCCGGAGGAGGGACCGCUGGAUAGCCUAAUCAAUCUGGAGGAGCUUGCUGCCCCACAGAAAGCGCAACCUGAGGAGGAAAUCGAACAGGAGAAGACCUUGAACCAGCCUAAUGAAGAAUCCCUAGAGGAAGUAGCCAAGGAGCUGGAGAAGGAGGUGGAGGAAGCGAAAAUGCGUUUAUUGCAAGCAAAGGAGGAGAAAAUUCAGCAAUUCCAGGAGGAGAUGAGGCAGCAGGAGGAGGAGGAAGCUCAGAAGCUUCAUCAGCAAAAAGAAAAAUCCCUCAGGACUCUGAAAGAGGAUUUGGCAAAGGCUUCCAAAGAGGAAGAGUUGCGGGUGAGAAAGGAAGAAGCUGAGAGACUUUCAAAGCUGCGAGUCCAAAUCACCUCAGAGACUGAGGCAGAGAAGGAGAAGAUAAGGGCAGAGCAAGAGGUCGCACUGCAAAAACUGAGAGAAGAGUGGGAAUCGCUGCAGGUGACAGAGAAGGAGAACCUGGAGGGGAUGAAGAAGGUUAUUUUGGAGAAAAUGAAGUUGGAAAUGGAGGAUGCUCAGCAGAAUGAGAUGGUUGGGCUGGAACAAGAGAAGGAACAGUUCCUGAGGGAGUUCAAGGAGAGAUUAGAAAGGGAAAAAAAGAAGGCCACAGAUGAGCUAGAGAAGCAGUUUGCAGCAGAGCUCCAGCAGCUGAAAUAUGCAGCAGCAGAGAAGCAUCGAAAGGUCAUUUCCAGCCUGCAAACCCAGAUAGCAGAGGCACAGAGGAGUGAGGAGGCUCAGCUGCGUGAAAACUUGCAGAGGGCAGAGCAGAAAGUCCAGCAAAAAGCAUACCAAGUAACAGAAUAUGAACGUGAGCUCAGUGAGCUUUUGAGAGAAAAACGCCAGGGAGUGGAAAAAGACCAUGAGAGGAAAAUGGAGAGAAUGAAAGAGGAGCACCAUGAGGUCCUAGCAAGGAUUCGAGAUCAGUACGAGGAGGAGGAGAGAAAACAAAGAGCGGAGCUGUCUGAGGGCCUGCGAAGUGAGGUGGUGCGCCUCCGACACCUUCAUGAAGUGGAGGUGAAAGCUCUGCAGGCAGAGCUGGAUGAGCGGCUUGCUGAAUUGCAGCAUAGGCACAGGGAGAAGGAGAGAAAACUCCAGGAUUCAGAACAUGAGCUUGAAAUGCGAGCAAAGGCUGUUAAGGCCAAAUCGGUGCAGCUCCUUAACCAGGAGGAGACUCUGAGAAAGAAAAGGCAGCAGCUGCUGGAUGAAGACAGACGGACUGAGCUGGAGAGAGAGGAGGCUGUUUUGGCUUCUCAGCUCCGUCUAGAGGAGAAUAGAAAGGUGCACGUCAGCCUUCUCGACUCCAUCCGGCAACUGCGUAAGUCCCUUGAAGAGCUCCAAGACCAGAAAACUGAGCUGGAGGCCCAGGUGGACUUGUUGCAGACCCGAAGCCAGAGGCUGCAGAAGCGCAUCAGUGAGCUUGAGGCGGCCAUCAGGAGCAAACAGGAGAUUUUGAAAAAACUAGAGGCAGAAGAAACUGAAGAAUCUCCAAGAGGGAAAGCUGAGCUCCAUGUUGAAGACCUGGGAGAAACUAUUCAAGCUCACUCAUCCAGAACGCCUGCUUCCCCACCCUCUGAAAGCCAUGAGGACGACGACUACCAGUUUGAUCACGUCAGGAGCUACAUCUCUGCAGAAGGGAUCUCCAUUAGGAAUGCCAAGGAGUUCCUGGUGCGCCAGACCCGCUCCAUGAGGAAGAGGCACACAGCACUGAAAGCCGCAAAGCAGCAGUGGCGCCAGGACAUGCAGAAAGCACAGGAGGUGGUGCAGGAUCCUGACAGCUCCCAGCUCCUGGAGGGCGUGCGCAGGAACUUGGAAGAGGAAGCAAAGCAGUUGGACAAGAUGAAGUCGGCUAUGCGGAAAGGACAGGUGCUGCUGAAGAAGAAGGAAGAAAAACUCAGCCAGCUGGAGUCGUCGCUGUUGGAGGAGCUUUCAGAUGAAGAUACGCUGAAGAGUGCUGCAUGCAGAAAGAUGGUGACUUUUGAUCUCAGCAACUCUGAGGACACAAACAGCACGUCCAGUGCAGAUGUACAUCAGCAUAAAUUUGAUUUGAGAACCGAUCUGCAGAUUGACCCCCAGCAGGACAAGAUCCAGUACUUGACAGACUCUCUGCACCGCAUCACUAGUGAGCUGAACGGGGUCCUCGGCAUUUUGGGCUCGCUGAACAAUCGCCAGUCUCCGCUCUUCACCUCGACGCAAGUGCCCGUGCAGGUGCCCUGCGACGGCGUCCCUCUUGCUGCCUAUGCCUCCUUGGCAGGAGUGCAGGCGGGUGGCUCCUCGGUGCCCUCCUCCAAGGCGUCUCUGGUCGACCGGUGGGCCUGGAACGCUGGGCUGAGCUCCAGCCGCUCCUUCACAGCUGGACAGUCGGUGGAUAGCACCCUGGCAGAGAAAUGGCACAAGUAUUUCCCGGGUGGGUUACCAUCGCUCAGCGGAAGUUCUGCUUUUCUGGACAGCAAGCUGGGUUACGUACCUGCAGAUGAGCAAAUCCGCCUGUUCCAGCACUCCCAGUUCCGGGGCUCUGAGUCAGAUAAGAUGAGUAUUCAAGGAAUGAUUGAGACCAACAAGAAAUGGCUAGAAGACUUCAAGAGGGAUUCAGAAGUGCCUCUCUUCCCAGGUGCACAGAAGCCCCCCGCCAGCAGCCCCAGCCUACUUCAGCUAGGACUGGAUGAAAACAAGCAGAUUAAAGUGUACCAUUACUGAAAGGUGGGACCUGGCAUUUUCAGCCCUCAGCUGUGGGCGCAGUGCCUGCAGAGAUGGUGGCUGGGGCCCGUGCGGUCUCCCUAAUGAUACGCUGUGUUUCGGUGACGCCCAGCCAUCUCCAUUCUGCCUCCGUGCUGUGCCCUUGAAAUAAAGUCUCUUAGCAAGAGAGCAGAGGAAGGAGGAAGUGAACUUCCCAGGUGGAUUCUUCUAAUCCUGUAAAGUGUCCAAAUAUACUUUAUAGACUGUUUAAUCCAGUGGUGAAAUAUCAGGGCUUCAAUAAAUCAACAGUUCUCUCAUUAGUAUUCUAGCGAUCGUGAGGCAGAGCUGUGAAUCACGGAGGACUGUGAGUAACUGGUCAAGGGGGAGGACGUGAAUCCAGCUGAGACUUUGCUAGAGGAAAUGUAUCAGGAAAGGUGCCCACACUGGUGCCCAACAAAUGCUUCGUGGCAGGUGAGCAGAGACAUCUGGCCUCUGUAGCGCGUGUGAAAGCAGGGGAGAGAGAGCAGCAAAAUGGCUGUAGAAUCUGGGGAUUUCUAGUGGAAAAUGUCUACCAGGUUGUGUGCUCUGGGCCUUGGUUUUGUGAGGCUGGCUGCUAACGUGCAGAUGACGUGCAGAAUGGCGGAUUCUGACUCUCUGGGAAACGUUCUUUUUUGUUGAUGUGGAAGCAAUAGAAAUGAAGCCAAGGGCGGCUUUCGUGGCAGAUGUUCUGGGGAAGACCACCCUGCUUCCGCCUCUUGCAGCAGCGCCAGGCAGAACCGCACAGCGCAGCGCUGCUGGGCGCUCGUCUGGUUCGAUCCCAACGUGCCGACGCAGGGCAGCGAGGGCUAGGGAGCACGGGGCAGUUUCUGCUGCGCAGCCGCUGUUCGGAAGCGCGGCCUGGUGUGAGUGUCGAGAGGAGAUGAAGCCUCACCCGGGUCUUUUCAUAGCCAGGGAUGGGUCCAGAGCUCGGCUCCGCGGCUGGGGUGUCCUCCCACUCCCCCUCCUGCUUUGCUUCCAGGUGUUGUGUCCCGGCACAGCAUCGCAGCAGUCCGUGCUGCGAGCGUGGCCGGGGAAUGUUUACAUGCAAAUAGCAAUAUAUUUUUGAUGAGCAUUUUAAAAAUCUCAAAAGAGUGUCUGUAUUUACAUUUUUUACUGACCUUUUUUAGAACUUUUUAAAUGACUUGGCCGGCCUCUGUCCUAGGGCAGCUUGGCCAUCCGGUCGGGUCCACGUUCUUGGGUCUGACCCCAGGGUUGAGGCCUUUGGGCGGGUCCUCCCACCCUCUGCUUGCUCAGGGAGUGCAGGG
This is a messenger RNA of Dromaius novaehollandiae (emu), 6620 nucleotides long. It is a transcript of the gene CEP164, whose product is annotated as centrosomal protein 164. Gene Ontology annotation, cellular component: centriole; centrosome; ciliary transition fiber. The coding region runs from base 136 to 5337 and encodes 1733 amino acids. NCBI's taxonomy places the organism in Eukaryota, Metazoa, Chordata, Aves, Casuariiformes, Dromaiidae. Gene Ontology annotation, biological process: cilium assembly. Gene Ontology annotation, molecular function: protein binding. The transcript has 32 exons. The record is from RefSeq and is a predicted model, not a curated record.